Messenger RNA from Fusarium redolens, 1794 nucleotides. RefSeq lists its product as uncharacterized. The transcript is spliced from 4 exons. Bases 82 to 1599 code for a protein of 505 amino acids. Lineage: Eukaryota; Fungi; Ascomycota; Sordariomycetes; Hypocreales; Nectriaceae. The record is from RefSeq and is a predicted model, not a curated record.
AUUGUUUAUUCUUCGAAACCUAAGUCCAGAAGCAGCUAAUCUUUUAGAGAAUUACACAACGACGAACACUGCCCUGAUGUAAUGGCGGGAACAUCACUAUGGGAUUACAUCUUCAUGCGUGCAUCUAUCUUGGUCUUACAUCUCAUUGCGCCCCUGAGCGUUGUCGGCUCUCUCGUCCUAUUACUAGUCCCCCUCCCAUUUCAGAUUCCGAGGCUUCUCAAGGCAUGGCUUGCUCUUGAAGCACUUUUCUAUCUGGUCAUAUACCUACCGCUUAACAACCACCUCCAAAAGCCCGCAAAACAUCCUACUCCGCCGUGCCGAGCCGAUCGCCAAAGGUUGUUCCAACAAUGUCACGAUAAUAUUCCGGACGCAGGCCAGUAUCUGAAAAGGUGGUUUCGAGAUGCGCCAGAGCAUGAAAUCAAGCGUGAUAACGUUAAAGACUUCUUCCGCUGGGGUUUUUUUAACAUGGAGGAAUAUGAUUCGACAUAUGAUUCGGAAUUAGAGGGGUAUAUCGAGAAAUUGGAGGAGCUGCUUGGGAAAAAGUUGGAGUUUGGCAGAGGGAAUGCGAAGUGCCUGCGCAUGACUCUUGAUAAGGUCGAGAUGCUUCAUCGAAGUUUGACAUGGUACCUGUGCAUAUUUGUUGUCGACACGAUAGCGUCUACUUAUCUACACUGUCAUUCCUUCAGCUUUCACCGAACAUCGUUCUCCCAAUUCUUUACCGUUUUCCCGCUUCGGCCCUUAACUCUUUUUACGUCCUAUAAAUCUCCUGCCAAGAGCCUUACCUAUUGGCACCGUCCACACACUUCCAAAACAAGGCUGCCCAUUCUAUUCAUCCAUGGCAUCGGCGUGGGACUCUAUCCGUACAUAGAUUUCCUAGCUGACAUUAAUGCCGCCGAGAGUGCAGAUGGAGAUGUUGGGAUCAUUGCUAUCGAGAUAUUGUCAGUAAGCUCUCGCAUCACAUUCCAGGCUAUGUUGAAAGAGGAAAUAUGCGAGGAAAUUCAUCGUAUAUUGUCUACACAUGGGUGGAAGAGUUGCGCCUUGGUCUCUCACUCCUAUGGAAGCGUUGUUGCAGCACAGUUACUUCGCGACCCCAAGAUCUCUGUGAAUAUCGGCCCUGUUAUAUUCAUCGAUCCUGUAUCCUUCCUGCUGCAUCUGCCUGAUGUGGCCUAUAAUUUCAUAUGUCGACGCCCAAGUCAUACCAAUGAACAUUUACUCUCCUACUUUGGUUCGAAAGACAUAGGUAUAGCUCAUACGCUAUUUCGGCGCUUCUUCUGGGCCGACAAUCUACUGUGGAAGGAAGACCUACAAAAUCGCCCUACUGCUGUGGCCUUGGCCAGUAGAGACAGUAUCAUCGAUACGAAAUCAAUUCGGGCGUAUCUUGUUGGUUCAAGCGAUUGGACGCAAAGGCCAACUAAAGCGACAGGAGAAAGUCCAAGAGAUGGUAAAUUGGACGUGAUCUGGUUUGAGGACUUAGACCAUGGACAGGCAUUUGAUCACAAGACGACAAGGCUGCGUCUCGUUGAGACUGUUCGAGCAUUCUGCAACCAGACGAAAACAUUGUAUCCUGAAGUCGGGGUAGAAGGGAUUGGCAAGAAGUGACUGGAUGGUCUGGAGUAUAUCGGCUUUAUGUAAGGACGCGUGUUGGUUGAAAGAGCCUUUAGGAGAAUUCUCUGCUUUGAAUCAUCAGUGGUUACCGCUGGUAUGUAUCACAAUGACGCAUCGGACUGUUUGCCUAUGUGCCUAUUGUUUUCCAGCACCUAUAUGCUCUUUUUCAUCUCAGUGUUUCAUCCUCUU